GCCGCCACGUGACCGCGCCCGUGGGCUUAGCCGGAAGAGGGGGCGGUGGGGCAAGAUGGCGGCGCACCUGUCCUACGGACGAGUGAACCUGAACGUGCUGCGCGAGGCGGUGCGUCGCGAGCUGCGCGAGUUCCUGGAUAAGUGCGCGGGAAGCAAGGCAAUAGUUUGGGACGAGUACCUCACAGGACCAUUUGGCCUGAUUGCACAAUAUUCAUUACUGAAGGAACAUGAAGUGGAAAAAAUGUUCACACUUAAAGGAAGUCGUUUGCCCGCAGCUGAUGUCAAAAAUAUUAUCUUCUUUGUCAGACCCAGGCUAGAACUGAUGGAUAUAAUUGCCGAAAAUGUGCUCAGUGAAGACAGACGUGGUCCAGCAAGAGAUUUCCACAUUUUGUUUGUGCCGCGACGUAGUUUACUGUGCGAACAGCGGUUGAAGGAUCUGGGUGUUCUGGGAUCCUUUAUUCAUAGGGAGGAGUACAGCCUCGACCUCAUUCCAUUUGAUGGGGAUCUCUUAUCCAUGGAAUCGGAGGGUGCAUUCAAAGAGUGCUACCUGGAGAGUGACCAGACGAGCCUCUACCACGCAGCCAAGGGGCUCAUGACCCUGCAGGCUCUGUAUGGGACAAUCCCCCAGAUCUAUGGGAAAGGAGAGUGUGCCAGGCAAGUGGCCAAUAUGAUGAUCAGGAUGAAGAGAGAGUUUACAGGAAGCCAAAAUUCGAUAUUUCCUGUUUUUGAUAAUCUCUUGUUGCUCGAUCGAAACGUGGACUUAUUAACGCCUCUCGCCACUCAGCUUACAUAUGAAGGACUCAUUGAUGAAAUUUAUGGCAUUCAGAACAGUUAUGUGAAAUUACCUCCGGAGAAAUUUGCACCGAAGAAGCAGGGCGAUGCUGGGAAGGAUCUCCCCACGGAAGCAAAGAAGCUGCAGCUGAAUUCUGCAGAGGAGCUCUAUGCUGAGAUCCGAGACAAAAACUUCAACGCGGUGGGCUCCGUGCUUAGCAAGAAAGCAAAGGUCAUCUCCGCAGCGUUUGAGGAAAGGCACAAUGCUAAGACGGUUGGGGAGAUCAAGCAGUUUGUUUCCCAGCUGCCCCACAUGCAGGCAGCAAGAGGCUCACUUGCAAACCACACCUCGAUUGCUGAGUUAAUCAAAGAUGUUACCACUUCUGAAGACUUCUUUGAUAAACUAACAGUGGAGCAGGAGUUUAUGUCUGGAAUAGACACUGAUAAGAUCAAUAGUUACAUUGAAGACUGUAUUGCCCAAAAGCACCCGCUGAUCAAGGUGUUAAGGUUGGUUUGCCUCCAGUCCGUGUGCAAUAGUGGACUCAAACAAAAAGUGCUGGAUUAUUACAAAAGAGAAAUUCUCCAGACAUACGGCUAUGAGCACAUAUUGACCUUGUACAACCUAGAGAAGGCUGGCCUGCUGAAACCACAGAUGGGGGGCAGAAACAAUUACCCAACAAUCCGGAAAACGCUACGCCUCUGGAUGGAUGAUGUGAACGAACAGACUUUCAUAGGAACUUUAUCAGGCUGCCUCCUGCAACAAAAGCUAAUAAUUAAAGUCUCCUCCACCAGUGGCAAAAUCGGAUUAUCUCCCCCCCAGGGGUGGAAUAUAGAAACUCUUAAUUUCUAUGUUGUACAGGAAUCCCACGGACAUAUCGUAUGUGUACAGUGGUUAUGCCCCUCUCAGCGUGCGGCUGGCACAGCUGCUCUCGCGGCCUGGCUGGCGCAGUAUCGAGGAGGUUCUCCGCAUACUCCCAGGGCCCCACUUUGAAGAACGGCAGCCGUUGCCCACGGGACUGCAAAAGAAACGUCAACCAGGAGAAAACCGAGUCACUCUGAUAUUUUUCCUUGGGGGCGUAACCUUUGCUGAAAUCGCGGCCUUGCGAUUUCUCUCCCAGCUGGAAGAUGGAGGUACAGAAUAUGUCAUUGCCACCACUAAGCUAAUGAAUGGGGCCAGCUGGAUAGAGUCUCUAAUGGAAAAACCUUUCUAGGCUGAUCAAAGUCGACUUGAAAGAACUGCAAAAUAAACUGCUCCUUUGGAGAAGCUGCCAAAAGGAAGUGAAACCCCACUGAAGAGUAACAGAAGAAUACAGAAUUUACUUCGGGGGUCAGCCUCUUCAAUUACACUGUUUUCUCCUUUCUGCUUCUCUUUUGUGUUUCUAAUUUCUUGAAGAAAAAGAAUAGAAGAGAAUCCACCUGGCUAACAGAAACACCAGUUGUUCAUGUUCUAAGCUCAGGGUCUUCCUUAGAGACCUCUGGCAACGUAUUAAGGAUGGUGGGGAUGGAUAAUCUUAUACAGCUGCACAAAUGAGGUCAGUUCUUAAAAUAGGAAGGCAGAGACUGAUGGGUAAAAAUGAAAAAUGGGAAGUCUAAUCCCUAAUAAAUAGUGCUUUCUUGAAGGCACAUCAUGCCUGGGGCAGUGGCUGGGUGUUGGGGCAAGAGCUGGUCCUGUCACUGAGUUGAGAUUUCUUUUUCCUGCAGAGUAUGGCACAUUAUAUUUGGUGUCCUCAGCCUCUGUCUUAGGUGAUCACUAAGGCAAGUGUUGAUUCCUUCUGCUUUCAAUUCCUCUGCUUCUAUAAAGCAAGAGGGGUGGAGGGACUUCUUUCUCCAAAUCAAAGUUCAUCUGACCAGCUAAAUUUCCAUGGGUCUCAUACUUAUCAAGGGCUUUUUACAUUGAGGAACGUGAGGAUUGGGGAGCAGCUUCCUGAGAAUUUUCUUAAACACUAUUCAAAGACACUUUCUGAGCACACGUGCUGUUCACUCCACGACGUUUCCAUGGCAGAUGCCUCCACUGAGGCGUCGGUUUUCUUCCCCACCCAUCAUGGGCCCCAGCACCAGCUGGUCCCACCGUGAACAGCAAUGACUCUUGCUUCUUCAGCAUUUGGCGACACCACCUCCACAGUAACUGUCGCAUGUACUUCUCCACACUCAGCCUCUUGCAUUUGUUUUGCUUGGAAACAUACCGCUCCAUUGCAGUCCCUGGUCUGGUGACCUCAGCCUUCUCUGGGACAGCUCAUCGAUGGUCUUGGAGUCCAGCAGUGCAGCUGCUCCUGCAGGAGACGGUUAGCCUGUGGGGCAGAGGAGCAGGGUAUUGGUCGAGAGUCUGGAAACCUGCGUGUGUUCCUUACCUCCCUCCUGCUCCAUCCUAAUAUCUGGAAGUUAAAUCCAAGAAGGGGACCAAAUGGAUGGCUUUGUAGCCCUUGCCCAAGUCUCCCCUUUGUUGGGGGAUCAAGGUCAGCAUCCCUCCUCAGGGGAGGUGUGGCCUCUGUUGUUUAUCAGUAACCACAUGUUUUAUUCUCAUUUUGUUUCGUGAGUGAAUUUCUGGUAGCACAUUGCAUGCUAUGAGUGAAAGAGAAAUUCUAUAAUCAAAAAAAGCUUUCUUUAAGAGUGAGGAGUAGAAGAGGUCAUAUUUAAGAGAUCUGCUUCUCAUGCAUUCAAUUUGGCCUUGACAUUCAGUAUUUGGAAAACGGUCUUUAAAAAAACUAUGCCUAUUUUAGAAAAUCCUUUUUUAAAUACUUGUUAUUCCAGGGAGAUUAGUUUAUACCUUCCAGCCCCAGCUGUUGUCAGCCUCAGCCGCCUAGAGAAUGAAAUCCACCCUGUCCCUCAAAUGUUUUUGGCUCAUGGGAUUCAAUUCAAGUCUGGUCAGGUCUCCUUGGCUGGGGUUUUUGUCCUAUGAACAGAUACUCAGUUGUGUCUCACGUGUCUACAUUCACUUGGGAAUUUAUACUUGCUUGCUCAGAGCAUAGUUAGGUCAGCUCCUAAAAUGCAUUUAGCAGAAGACUUAAAAACAUCAAUUGCUUCAUUUGUAUGCAAAUAGAAAGUGGUGGAUAAUUAUAUAUUAUACGCCUUUGUGUAAGUUCACUUAAUACUUGAAGUGGCCUUUGUCUCGAAGGAGUAUGCCCUUACUGAGAAAGGGUAUGUGAAUGGUACAUUUAUUCCUAGAGAGGGCGGAUUGUUUACAUCAUGUCUGGACUUUUGUCUAGUUAGGUAGACAGUCCUGCCACACCGGCAACUCCAUAAAAAAGAAGUCUAUGUAGAUAAAGAAGUCUACAUAGGCACUGUUCUGUGUCUUACUAUACACUUUUGAAUUUAGCCAACAGAGAAGUAUUUGAAUUGUAGUUUAACUGUAGAGCAAGAGAAUACAGGCAUACAGAGAGAUAUUGUGGCUUUGGUUCCAGACCACCCCGAUAAAGUGAAUGUUGCAAUAAAGCGAGUCAAAUGCAUGUUUUGGUUUCCCAGUGCAUAUAAAAAUUAUGUUUACACUAUCUUGUAGUCUCCUAAGUGUGCAAUAGCAUUGUGUCUAAAAAAAUGUAUAUUCCUUAAUUAAAGAAUAUGGUUAAAAAAUGCUAACCAUCA
Molecule: messenger RNA, 4347 nt
Organism: Mirounga angustirostris (Northern elephant seal)
Lineage: Eukaryota; Metazoa; Chordata; Mammalia; Carnivora; Phocidae
Gene: VPS33A
Product: VPS33A core subunit of CORVET and HOPS complexes
Exons: 14
Coding region: 56-1762 (568 amino acids)
Biological process (GO): vesicle-mediated transport; intracellular protein transport
Cellular component (GO): CORVET complex; lysosome
Source: RefSeq, a predicted model, not a curated record